AUUUGUUGCCAUAUAAUGGAAAAGAAAAAACAAAAAACAUCUGGUUAACAUUAUUUUAUGAAAAAAGGAAAAAGAAAAGGAAUCAGAUAUUCUAAAUUCUAAAAAGAAAAGAAAUACUAACAUAAAUAGUAGUCUUCCUGCUUGUAAAUCUGCAGCAAUUGUGACAGUUGUACUCCCGGACAUGGCUGUUGCCACAAAUUCCAACGACUGCUACUAGCACCAGAGUCAUUUUUCUCUGCGUUUUUUGAUUUAUAUGCAUACAAGGACAAUGGAUUUUUAGGGUUGUGGUUAAAGAGGGAAAUAAGGAAAGAUAAAAAUUUCUGUCUGAAAUUCGAGAAAUCAAGUGAUGGAGGGAAGUGGUGAAGCGGGUUUUGUGAGAGCAGAUCGUAUAGAUCUGAAGAGCUUAGACGAGCAGCUACAGAGGCAUCUAAGCCGAGCAUGGACUAUGGAGAAGCAAAAGAGCAACAAAGGAGGAGAAUCAGACAAGGACAGAGAGAUCCCUAUUAAACAUGCUUGGGAAAUUGACCCUUCUAAGCUCAUCAUCAAAACUGUCAUUGCUCGUGGCACCUUCGGUACCGUUCAUCGUGGCAUCUAUGAUGGCCAAGAUGUAGCAGUAAAGCUUCUUGAUUGGGGAGAAGAAGGCCAGAGGUCUCAGGCUGAGGUUUCUUCGGUCAGAGCAGCUUUUACACAAGAAGUUUCCGUAUGGCACAGGCUUGAUCAUCCUAAUGUCACAAAAUUUAUAGGAGCUGCAAUGGGCACACCAGAUCUUAACAUACAGACUGAGAAUGGUUUCAUUGGCAUUCCACGGAACCUUUGUUGUGUGGUGGUUGAAUACCUUCCUGGGGGUACGCUCAAAUCAUUUCUCAUCAAGAACCAUAGGAGGAAAUUGGCCUUCAAAGUUGUGGUCCAACUGGCGCUGGAUCUAGCACGGGGGUUAUGUUAUCUUCAUUCUGAGAAGAUUGUCCAUAGGGAUGUCAAGACGGAGAAUAUGCUUCUUGACCGGAAUCGUACUCUAAAAAUAGCUGAUUUUGGGGUUGCUCGUGUUGAAGCUUCAAAUCCUAAUGAUAUGACUGGUGAGACUGGAACCCUAGGUUACAUGGCACCUGAGGUUCUUAAUGGCAACCCCUAUAACCGAAAGUGUGAUGUAUAUAGCUUUGGCAUUUGCCUCUGGGAGAUAUAUUGCUGUGACAUGCCAUAUCCAGAUCUGAGCUUCUCAGAAGUGACAACAGCUGUUGUCCGACAGAAUUUGAGGCCAGAAGUACCUCGUUGUUGCCCUAGUUCUUUGGCAAAUGUAAUGAGGCGGUGUUGGGAUGCUAGCCCUGAUAAACGGCCAGAAAUGGACGAAGUGGUAUCCUUGUUGGAAACGAUUGACACGUCAAAGGGAGGUGGGAUGAUCCCUGUUGAUCAACGGAAGGGCUGCUUCUGGUUCAGGAAACGCCGAGGUCCUUGAGAAGAGAAUCUCCAGCUAGAAAUGGUUUGCGGAUUAGAACCGAGGUUCUGGGUAUUGGUUCAUAGUCAAUUGAGGAGAAAAGAAUGGAAAAACAUGGAGCAUAGUUUUUAGAAGAUUUAAGAUCUCGAGUUUUCCGGAAGUGGAACUUAAAUGGCUGGUUAGGUAAAAGAUCUGAUACGUUCAUCAGCUCAUGCAUGUGCAGCGCUCUACCUUUUCAUCUUGGAAAUCAAUUGUCUUUUAAACACAAUUGACCGGUUAGUCUUGUUCUGAGCAAGCUCCAACCCACUCAAGGUAGAAUGUCUAGCAGUGGUGGAUCCAAGAUUUAGACUUGAUUUCAAUCUUUAGUGAUUUAGCAUUAAACUCGUACUUUUAAAAUUGGGAUUGGAAUUUAAUAUUUGUUGAACUUUUGUGGUUCUUUCUUCGUAUAUAUUUAUGUGUUGUGUUGA
Capsicum annuum is the source of this 1896-nucleotide messenger RNA. Its product is annotated as serine/threonine-protein kinase STY13. The record is from RefSeq and is a predicted model, not a curated record. Gene Ontology annotation, molecular function: ATP binding; protein kinase activity. NCBI's taxonomy places the organism in Eukaryota, Viridiplantae, Streptophyta, Magnoliopsida, Solanales, Solanaceae. Gene Ontology annotation, cellular component: plasma membrane. The transcript has 6 exons. The coding region runs from base 347 to 1450 and encodes 367 amino acids. Gene Ontology annotation, biological process: protein phosphorylation.